Molecule: messenger RNA, 1914 nt
Organism: Lichtheimia ornata
Lineage: Eukaryota; Fungi; Mucoromycota; Mucoromycetes; Mucorales; Lichtheimiaceae
Exons: 4
Coding region: 1-1914 (637 amino acids)
Source: RefSeq, a predicted model, not a curated record
AUGGGAGGAAUCACGGUUGCACAUCAACAAGAAACCAACGACUCAUUCGCUGCUUAUGCAUCCACUCGACGAAAAUCACAUGCGGAAGCACCUGUUGUUACUGAAGACGAGAUUGCAAAGCUAUUGUCGAAUGGCAGCAGCACCACCACCACGCCAGGUCACAAUAUGGAAGAUUUGACUGGUGAAGUCCAAGAUCUCAUGAUGAGAGAAUCAAUGGCUUCUUGGUUACAGCCUUGGACAACAACGACUACAACGCAUGCUGAUGAUGACAAUAACGUCGCCAAUGAAGCACAUGCUGCUCUUAGUGGAUUCGAUGCACAUCAACUCUCGCUUCAUCUUGAAAACUUGUUUAGUCAAGGCGAUUUGACUGAAAUGCCAUCACCCUUUUAUGACGAAAUGAUGUUUGUGGCUGAUGAUACAUCGAUCAACAUGAGUGCACAACCUUCGAUUGAAUCAACACCUGUUGGCAGUCCUCAAGUUGAAAUCGUCGAAGAGGAAGAGGAAGAGGAAAUCACUGUGCAAGAUGAUGAGGAUGAACCCGUAGUGGUACCUGCUAUGGUUGAGAUGCCUGUUGCUACCAUUCAAGAAGAGCCAUCAAUGCCUAUCAACAACCUCAAACGUCGACGAUCAUCCAUGUUGAGCAGCGAAGAAGAGGAUAGCACUGAUGAUUCAUCCGAUGAUGAUUCUUCUGAUUCAGAGGAUGAGAAUACGGUGAUCCCUACUACCGUCGCCAACCUUGGUAGCCGAUAUUGGUCUUCGUCCGAUGAAUCAGAGUCUGAAUCAGAAUCAUUUCCUACCGCAUCAACAGCUGCAUCCACACCACACAAGCGCAGGUCGCGUCCAGCUUCGCCUACAGCUUCAUGCUCAGCCUAUGCAUACAUGCACAAGCGACAAAUUGAAGAAACCUUGCUCAACAAGAUCAGUAACCAAUUGCAACCUGAAAAGUUACCUGGUAUCCUUGCCAUCAUUUCCAAUGACAACGCUGGUCAAGCCAAUGGCGAAGUUGAAAUUGAUCUCUCAUGCUUGGCACGUGAUCAAUUAGUAAGGCUCUUGUCAUAUGUCGAAGCGUGUAUUCUUGAACAGAGCGGCGGGCCGGCUGUGGAUCUUGAGCAAUACCUUGACAAGAAAGAAGAACAACAACCUUCGACUAUCAACAAACCCUCCGUUGCCAUGUUGGAUGAUUCUGAAGAUGAAGAUGAGAUGCCAAAAAAGAAAAGACAACCUCGUCGACGUAACCCUUCAAGUAAUGGUGGACGACGACGUCAACAAGGCGUCAAGGCACGAUCCAGAAAGUCACGUCAAGAAUUGACAGAAGAUAUUUUGGCGGAUGAUGAAAGUGCUGAUGAUCAUGAUGAGGAUGAUGUAUUGCAUUCUAUGGGUGGUACAUCCAUGACGAUGUCUCAAGGUCCUAUUUCCAUGGCUCAAUUAUCCAAGCGUCAAGCUCAAAUUGAAAAGCAACAAGGCAAACAACGACGACGAAGCGCUGGUAGCAACAAUGGUCGACGAGGUGGUGGUGGUGGUGGUGGCCGUAGUAAACGAUCCAAAAAGAAUGGUGAUGAUGAUGCAGCCGCUGUGGUAUCAACAUCUGCUUUGGCCCAUGCACAACAAGUGACAGAUAGCAUUGCUGUGACCCGACCUAAGCGAAGGACUGCUUUACACAAGCGACGUAUCAUGGAAGAUCAAUUUUAUGGAUCCGAGGAAACCGAUGAUGAUCAACCUGAAGGCACAUUGAUUGUGUACAGCGAUGAAAAGAUGGAUUUCAAUGUCAAGGAUAACCAAACCAUUGUUCAUGAAGCAUCCCCUGUUUCAACACCCGUACCUACUUCACCAUCAUCGAUCGCUCAAGUCUCCUUAUCAUCACCAUCUGCCAUUGAGGAGGAAGAGGAAGACGAGGAGAUUGACAUUAUGCUUUAA